GCGGUUCUAGGCGGGAAGACGGCGCUGAGCAGUAAGGCGUCCGCCUGGGCCAAGUUCAGUAGCCGCUAGUUGCCAUCAUGCCGCCAACCGGCCGUGAGCUGCUGCAGGCCCGGGUCAAGGAGCUGAUAGACAGCAACCGGGUUAUGGUGUUCAGCAAGAGCUUCUGCCCCUACUGCGACCAGGUAAAAGAACUUUUUUCCUCCCUGGGUGCAGAGUACCAGUCCCUGGAACUGGAUGAGUGUGAUGAUGGCGCCGCUAUCCAGGAAACACUGCAUGAAUUGACCGGCCAAAGAACUGUUCCCAAUGUUUUUGUCAAUAAAACGCAUGUUGGAGGCUGUGAUAAGACACUUAAGGCUCAUAAAGAUGGAUCACUGGCCAAAUUGCUUGGUGACAACAGUGUAACAUAUGAUUAUGACCUUAUUGUAAUCGGAGGAGGAUCGGGUGGCCUUGCAUGCUCAAAGGAAGCAGCAUCAUUCGGCAAAAAAGUGAUGGUGCUUGAUUACGUUGUACCCACACCUAAGGGAACUUCAUGGGGUCUUGGAGGUACAUGUGUUAAUGUUGGCUGCAUUCCUAAGAAACUGAUGCAUCAAGCUGCAAUUCUGGGACAAUCACUGAAAGAUUCAAGAAAGUUUGGCUGGGAAUAUGAGGAACAAGUUAAACACAACUGGGACACAAUGAGAGAGGCAAUUCAGAACUACAUUGGCUCUCUGAACUGGGGAUAUCGGGUGUCGCUGAGGGACAAACAAGUUCGAUAUGAAAAUGCUUAUGGGGAAUUUGUUGAACCCCACAAGAUUAAAGCUACCAACAAGAGAGGAAAAGAAUCUUUCUUCACAGCAGAAAAAUUUGUUGUGGCAACAGGAGAAAGACCUCGGUAUUUGAAUAUACCAGGUGAUAAGGAAUACUGCAUUACAAGUGACGAUCUCUUUUCCUUACCGUACUGCCCUGGAAAGACGCUUGUUGUAGGUGCUUCCUAUGUAGCUUUGGAAUGUGCAGGAUUUCUUGCUGGCCUUGGGCUGGAUGCCACAGUCAUGGUGAGGUCAAUACUGCUGCGUGGUUUUGAUCAAGAGAUGGCUAAUCGAGCCGGCGCUUACAUGGAAACUCACGGAGUAAAAUUCAUCAAGCAGUUCGUACCAAUUUCGGUGGAAUUGCUGGAGGAGGGAACCCCAGGGAGGCUUAAAGUUACAGCAAAGGCGACAGAAGGAGACCAGAUCAUAGAGGAUGAAUACAACACUGUAUUAAUUGCUGUUGGGAGAGAUGCCUGUACCAGAAAUAUUGGCCUGGAGAAGAUUGGGGUUAAAGUAAAUGAGCGAAAUGGCAAGAUACCAGUCAGUGAUGAAGAACAAACCAGUGUGCCUUAUGUCUAUGCUAUUGGAGAUAUUUUGGACGGAAAACUGGAGCUAACGCCUGUGGCGAUCCAAGCUGGACGACUGUUGGCUCGGAGAUUAUACAAAGGCUCCAAAUUGAAGUGUGAUUACGUCAAUGUUCCCACUACGGUGUUCACUCCUCUGGAGUAUGGCUGCUGUGGCUAUGCUGAAGAAAAAGCCAUUGAAAUUUAUGGAGAAGAAAACUUAGAGGUUUAUCACACUUUAUUUUGGCCUCUUGAGUGGACAGUUCCUAGCCGGGACAACAACACCUGUUUUGCCAAGAUAAUCUGCAAUAAACAGGAUGAUGAUCGAGUCGUUGGUUUCCAUGUACUGGGUCCAAACGCUGGAGAAAUCACUCAAGGCUUUGGUGCUGCAAUAAAGUGUGGGCUAACCAAAGAAAAGCUUGAUGAGACUAUUGGAAUCCACCCUACAUGUGCUGAGGUAUUCACUACCAUGGACGUUUCCAAAUCCUCAGGAGGAGACAUUACCCAGAAGGGUUGCUGAGGUUAAUUCCUGCUGUUAACUGAUCCCUAGAUUAUCUUCUCUCCUGUGAGGCCAGCAUACUAACCAAACUCAGGUAGAAUUCAUGGCACAUAGUGACAUAUUGCUGCUGGCGAGGAAUUAAAGGAAACUUUGGUUCAUUGCGGCAGUGAGUGUUAUCUCCCAUCGGUGCCGUGUAUUGGCCAGUCGUAGGAGGAAGGUUCUUGGGUGAAUGGUAACAGCAGGGUUACUGUGAUAUUGGGACGCUUUUGGGUGAGCACAUCUCUCGAGUGCUUCUUAUGACGUUUUGGCUCAACACCUCAAAUUGAGGAGAGCUCUGACUGAAUACCCAGGAUCGUUCUGUUCCGCUUUUUAUCCAGUUCUUCACAAACUCAACAUCUAUGUUUGAAUUAAGUCUACUAUGUAUUUGCAGGGUGUGUAUGGGUCUUGUUUGUGCAAAAGUCUCAGCUAUUCAUGCCAUCCUUGCAUUUGUCCUCUAGGGGGCAAUAUCUGGCAGUACUGACAUACCAGACAGGUAUGCAGGGUUUAUCUGUCUUCUAUUUAUGUUGGAUGUCUUGGGGCGUAUGGAAGAGACCACUGCUUAGAUAAAUUUGAAUGAACUUAUGCAUAAGUAUAGCAUUUUUAUGCAUUUCAUGUGAACUGUAGUUAUAUAUAUUUAUAUUUUCUACCGGCUCUUUCCUUUUUGCGUAUUGCACCUCAACAGUGUGUGACCAGCAAUAAACCUAAGCAGGGCGGUGGGGCAGCGUUGAUACUUUAUUUAGUAUUUGUUCUAUGCGCAGGCUGCAUGUUCAUCUUCUAAGCCUGUAGAUGAUAAUAGAGAGAGCAAGGAGUCAACUAACUUGCCACUUCUGCCCAUUGCCCACUCAUGGAGACUUUGUUAUACAAGGGGUUACUUACUCUAGAGCUAGAGAAAGAACCUUUGUUUAGAAUUGUUCAGGCUCUGUGAGAUCCAUGCGCUGUUACAAAAAACCCUACUUGUACAGGAGCUGUUUGUUUCAACAGAAACAGAUCAAUAAAUGACAUCAAUAUUUUCAA
Messenger RNA from Xenopus tropicalis (tropical clawed frog), 2900 nucleotides. RefSeq names its product thioredoxin reductase 3 (gene txnrd3). Gene Ontology annotation, molecular function: flavin adenine dinucleotide binding; oxidoreductase activity, acting on a sulfur group of donors, NAD(P) as acceptor; catalytic activity. Gene Ontology annotation, biological process: response to oxidative stress; cellular oxidant detoxification; cell redox homeostasis. Gene Ontology annotation, cellular component: nucleus; cytoplasm. The record is from RefSeq and is marked validated. NCBI's taxonomy places the organism in Eukaryota, Metazoa, Chordata, Amphibia, Anura, Pipidae.